GGGAGAGGACGCAAAGCAACGAACACAUUUACGUAGACGCCCAGAAUUCGCAGCGAUGUCGAGUGCCUCAAGAUACUUCAAGACGGCCCCGUCGGACAGCCGGUUUCCCACGGUGAACCAGGCCAACCACUGCUGGAACCUGUACAACGAAUGGGUGCUCUGCACCAAGAAGGCGGAAGAGGCGGGAGAUGACGCCAAGAAGUGCUACCGCAAGAGGCACAACGCGCUCGCCCUCUGCCCAGACGAGUGGACGGAGAAGUGGGACGAGGACCGGGACGAGGGAACGUACGCCGGCAUCAAAUAGGCUUGACGCACCGCACCGAUGUAAUGUAGCCUGACGAGCGGUUGGGUUGGUUGGGUGUUGGUGGUCUGUCAGCGAGAACGGAUGGACAUCGUGGACAACGUCACCGAAGGAAAAGGAAAGGCCAAUGCCUUGGAGGGGGGGCGCGUGCGCUCUCUUUUCGUCUUUGCUUUUGUUCACGGGGAGGAUGAUGGGGCGUGUGGUUGUUUUUUCACACAACUGCUGGUAUGUUAUUUAGUCUGGCUGGUCGAAGUAUGCAGGAUGGCCGUUUGAGAGAGGAGGCUCGACAGCGGGGGGGUCGGCAGGGUGGGUGGCGAUUAUGUGCUUGAUUACCUCCUGCUUGUUUUGGCUUCACUCAGAGGUGUCUAGAAACCGUACGCAAAAUUGUUGCUUUCGUAAUGGCGCUCUUGGGAUUCAAAGACGUGUCAGACCCCUGUUGCCGCAAUGAGCGCCUUGAAAGCGUGCUUGUUGCGGAGUGCGGCGUAAUUUGGCGGCGCCACACAGCUGGUGUGCCAACAGUAAGAAACUGAAGGAAGAAAAAUCAGGACGACGGUCGAUGACUGCAACAUUUUGUUUCUUCCACCCAUGCCAUCAAAACGCCAUACUACAGCAUGCAUGGUGCUUUCUGUUUCGACUUCGCUUCAAGCGUCGACAAACCUAGGUCGAUUUUGUCGCUCCCGUGAUGGCGCUCUUGGGAUUCAAUGACGCGAGAGACGCCGUUUGCCGCAAUGAGCGACUUCAGAGCGUGCUUGUUGUGUGAUGCGGCGCAAUGUGACGGUGCCACACGGCUGGUGUGCCAACUGUAGGAAAUGGAGUAAGAGACCUCAGGACGACUACCAAUGACUGCAUUUUCGGU
Ectocarpus siliculosus is the source of this 1157-nucleotide messenger RNA. NCBI's taxonomy places the organism in Eukaryota, Phaeophyceae, Ectocarpales, Ectocarpaceae. The record is from the annotation of a GenBank genome assembly.